AUGACUGAUUUGAUCUCGAUUUUGCCUCCCGAAUCAUUCAGUACAUCUUCUCGUUUAUCGGACAGCGGGCUGUGUCGAAUGUGUGAAAUCACCUGUGGUCUUUCUGAUAUUCAUUGCUGGGAUGUCUUGGCACGCAACCAAUUCACACAGCUGACAAGUUUGGGGUUGACGGACAUCACUGGUAUGUCAAGCGAAGAUUGGUCCCAGAUUUUGCUCAUGCAGCAACAAAAUGAGAUCUUGGAAGUUGGAAAUCGCGCUGGAAUAACGCAGUAUCUGAACAGCAUUAUCGCAACCAUCGGUUUAGCUCCGUGCCGCCACCACAGAGAGUUGGGUUCGGAUGACAUUUAUGCUAACUUGAAUACUCCUUGA
Molecule: messenger RNA, 369 nt
Organism: Zychaea mexicana
Lineage: Eukaryota; Fungi; Mucoromycota; Mucoromycetes; Mucorales; Lichtheimiaceae
Exons: 3
Coding region: 1-369 (122 amino acids)
Source: RefSeq, a predicted model, not a curated record